AAAUUCCAUAUCCUAAUCUUUUGCCAACCUAUCUGUGUUCUCCACGUGUCAUUACAUCUUACAUGAUAGACUGGGCUGAUAAUGGGCCGAGCAUAGUGGGUAGAAGGUACGGUUGGAUGGGGCGGGCCAUGACCCAUAAAAGAAUUUUAAAAGUUGUGCUGAAAACGUUACGUAGUUUCAGACAGCGCAGUUGACACGUAGUGGGAAGAGGACAUUGACAUGAGAAAGCAAGCGCAGGUUAAGAAAGAAGACACCUUGAGGCGCACAUUAUCCCAAGACAAAAGUGAGUGCCGCAAAAACCAAAGAUCGAACACGAAUUCGGCGUGUUUCGUAUUUACACGCUUCCGAAGCCGAAGUUUUUCAUGUAUUUCGUCGAACCUCAAAACACCCAAAACCAACGCUCUUUAAGUUUUAACGGCAACAACGGCAAUAGCAAGCUGUAGAACCAAGCCCACGCAUCCUCUUUUUCCCUUGUCCAAAAAUCCCACAUAACCCCGCGCCUACUUCAAUCUCCAAUUUCUUCACUCCUUUUUAGAUCUUUCUUUCUAUAUCGAUUCCUUGCUUUUUUUAUUUCUAGAUUUUCUUUUGCGGUGUAAUGUAGUGUGCAGAGAGGGAGAGAUGGCGGGACAGGUGGUGAAAGUAAAGAGUGAGAUACUACAGGCAUGCAUGACAUGUCCUCUUUGUAAGAAGCUGCUAAGGGAUGCUACUACUAUAUCUUUGUGUCUUCAUACGUUUUGCAGGAAAUGCAUAUACGAAAAGCUCUCAGAUGAAGAAGUAGAUUGCUGUCCUGUAUGCAAUAUUGAUCUGGGCUGUCUGCCUGUGGAGAAACUGAGGCCAGACCACAAUUUGCAAGAUAUAAGGGCCAAAAUAUUUCCUUUUAAAAGAAGAAAAAUUAAGGCCCCUGAAGUUAUGCCUUCAAUUGCAUUGCCAGCAAAACGAAAGGAGAGAUCAUUAUCAUCAUUGGUGGUUAGCACUCCCCAAGUGCCAAUGCAAACUGGCUUGACAGGAAGGAGGUCUAAAGCUAGUGCAAGAAAGGCUGCUGCUGUACGAUGCAGUUUUAUUGUUGAUGAAUCCAAUAAAAAGGAAGAUUCCGCAGAAGAUCAUCCAAUGAGCUCAAGCACUCCUGAGUCUCCUAACAAGGUUGUCCAAAACAAAAGGCAGGAUUCUUCUGUCAAUGACCCUCUUAAUACACUAAGGCACAAGGAAGAACCAGAAGAGGAUGCAGAAAUAAUAGAAGGGAAAGCUGACUUGUGGACUCCCUUAAAUUGUCUUGUUGAAGCUGCUAACAGAAGCAAGUCCUCCAAGUCAAAUUUGCAAGGACUCUCUCUUGCCAAAUCAGAACUUCCUAGUGCUUCCUGUAGUGAAUUCCGGUCACCUGGAACAAAGUCCAGAGCAGAUUCCUCCAAUGGUCAUGAAAGUGAAGUAUAUAUGCCUAGAACCAAAAAUAAAGAACACAGGCAGGAUGUGAAAGUCCAAGAUGAUAAGAAUGGGAUAAAUUCACUUCAUACACCAGUCAAACGGAGAAGAUUGACAGCAUCAAGGAGAAGGGCAGCUAUGGCUGAAGAGCUCAGUGCCUCAGCACAAGUUAUGCUCAAUACUGCAGGUGCUAAGAACUAUAGAAGAAAUUGUCCAAUUUGGUUCUCAUUAGUUGCCUCUGAAGACCAGAAGGGAGAUGAUUCCUUGCCACAGAUAUCGGCGUGUUACCUGAGGAUCAAGGAUGGCAAAAUGCCUGUCUCGUUCAUUCAGAAGUAUCUUGUUAAAAAACUUGAUCUUACUGAUGAGACUGAGGUGGAAAUAAUGUGCAGGGGUCAGCCAGUGGUUCCAACUCUGCAACUGCAAAACUUGGUAGACUUGUGGUUUCGGACAGCAUCCUCAUCGAAAAAAGUGCCGGCAUCGGUGGGUUCCUCAGCUAAGGACUUUGUGAUGGUACUGUCAUACUGUCGAAAAGUUAAAGCUUCUUUAAAUAGCUAAACAUCUUUAAUUUGUUGUCCUAGAUCAAUUACAGUAUCUUGGUUUAGAAAAAUAUAUAUAGUUGGAUCUUGUGAAGCUGUAUUUACCUUGACCGUUGGAUCCAUUCCCAUGCAUGUGAUUACAUGUAUGAAUAUACUUGAUUUUAUUUA
Molecule: messenger RNA, 2120 nt
Organism: Manihot esculenta (cassava)
Lineage: Eukaryota; Viridiplantae; Streptophyta; Magnoliopsida; Malpighiales; Euphorbiaceae
Product: E3 ubiquitin protein ligase DRIP2
Exons: 7
Coding region: 619-1971 (450 amino acids)
Molecular function (GO): ubiquitin-protein transferase activity
Source: RefSeq, a predicted model, not a curated record